This is a messenger RNA of Fomitopsis serialis, 1506 nucleotides long. Its product is annotated as kinase-like domain-containing protein. Gene Ontology annotation, biological process: protein phosphorylation. Lineage: Eukaryota; Fungi; Basidiomycota; Agaricomycetes; Polyporales; Fomitopsidaceae. The coding region runs from base 119 to 1378 and encodes 419 amino acids. Gene Ontology annotation, molecular function: protein kinase activity; ATP binding. The transcript has 7 exons. The record is from RefSeq and is a predicted model, not a curated record.
GUUAGUGUUACUGCGAGACUUGCCAACCUGCUCUCACACACAAGUCGUCGUUGGCGCAAUAUCUCUACUCUUAGCGAGCUGUCCCCCCGUAGACUUCUGCCAGUCGCGCUUCUUGACUAUGGACGUUGUGGACAGCUCGCCAGCCUCAAGACCGACAGCAGACGAACAAUGCUCCACCCUAUACCCUCAUGAGCUCGCAUGGAGAGACAGACAACCAUUUCUGGAAUCGCAUGGUUAUAUGCUCAGGCCCAGAUUGCGACCCGGAUGGGUACCGUCAUGGAGAGUCUCGGGAGAUAAUCCUUGGUUCUGCGAAGACUCUCAUUCCCUUCGCAUGUUUCCACAUAUCGUAGACGCCACGCGCAUGUCAGAUGGGAAAUUAGUGUCCAUCAAACUAGUGCGCACUGGCAGCCUCGAAAUGAGAAUCGCGUUGUAUCUGUGUACUCCUCCGCUUUGCGAAGACAUCAAAAAUCACUGUGUACCUCUCCUCGAUCUCUUUGAAGACAAUAAGGACGCAUCGAGGUCAUAUAUGGUCACGCCAUUCCUCCGUGACUUCGACGAUCCGCUAUUCGACUGUGUUAAUGAUGUCCUUGAUCUCGGCGAACAGUAUCUUGAGGGACUUGUGUUUCUUCACCGCAGCGGCGUGGCACACAGAGACUGCACCAAUGCCAAUAUGAUGAUGGACGCGGGCCCGCUAUAUCCUCGAGGCUUUCAUCCCCUCCUAGGUGAAUUCCUUCCCGACGGCAAAACUGGUACAUGGCCGAAUUCAAGGACCCGUUGUCCAGUGAAGUACUACUUCAUUGACUUCGGUAUAUCGAGAUAUUUUCCGCCGGACGUCCAGUCCAAGCUAGUGAUCGGUGGCGAUGGUCGAGACCAGGAGCCGCCCGAGCUAUCUGACGACAUCCCUUACGACCCGUUCAAGCUCGACGUGUUCAUUUUGGGUAAUUUCUUGCGCAAAAAUUUCUACGAUAGAUUCAGCAAUGUCGAGUUCAUGCGACCGAUAUGGGAAGCGAUGACGCGGGCGAACCCGGACGAGAGACCCUCCGCUGCUGACGCGCUCCAACAGUGGCAGCGCAUGCGCAAAGCAGUAUCGUACUGUCACAGGAGUUGGAGACUCAAACGGCGCGAGGAAUCGCGCGGCUGGACCUUGUUCCUCGGUCUUGUCCAUGUCAUCAUGGUUGUUCACUGCGCGGUGACAAGGUCAAAGUGUCAUGUAGCUUUCUGCCUUGUUAUGUAUAACAGACGUCAGGGAGAUGUCUUGUGGCUGCGAAGUUGCCGAUAUAGUGCUUUUCCGGGCGACGUUGCCCACCAUGGAGCAUUUCACGAACUCAACAUCUUUCAGUCGCAGACUACAUGCUGUGCGCGGCAUCGUGCCAUAUAGCCAACAUCUUUUGCGACUUGGGAAUACAAGGACUCAACCAGAGUAACCGUCAUGCUAUUUGUCAAGCUGUUCAGCCUUUCACCGUGACUUCGGGCUUCAAACUGUCAGUAACGCGCAAGAAAGUCCUU